AUGCAGCAACAAUUGACGCUGCUGCAGCAGCAGCAGCAGAAGGCGCUCGUGCCAGAGGCAGCAGCAGCAGCAGCAGCAGCAGCUAGCCGAACACCAAGUAGCGACAGCAACGGUCAAGGGGCUCCCUUUGCGUCUCUGUACCGCGCAGCAGAGGAGCAGCAGCAGGAAGGCGUAGCAGCAGCAGCAGCAGCGGGGGACCCUAUGCAGCUGCAGCUCGACGGUGUAUGUACACCGGAGCCUUCUCCAGCAGCAGCAGCAGCAGCAGCAACCACUCCAACUCCUGCUGCUGCUCCCACAGCAGCAGAUUCAGCUGUGCAGGCAGCGGCCUUUGCGUCGGCGAAAUCCAUAAAGGAGGAGCAGCUGCAGGGGCAGCUGCAGCAGCAGCAGCUGCAGGAGCAGCUGGAACAGCAGCAGCAGCUGCAGCAGCAGCAGCUGCAGCAGCAGCAGCUGCAGCAGCAGCAGCUGCAGCCCCAACUGCACCAUCUGCCGACCUUGCAUGAUGUCGGCGGCGCCGCAGACCAGCUGCCGCUGGACCACCAGCUGCAGCAGCAGCAGCUGCAGCAGCAGCAGCUGCAGCAGCAGCUGGAGCAGCAGCAGCUGCAGCAGCAGCAGCUCCACCAGCUGCAGCUGCAGCAGCUCGAGCAGCAGCAGCACGACAUGGUCUCCAUGUAUCAAGUUGCUGGGGGCGUGGACGUCUCUUCGGCGCUGCUGCUGCAGCAGCAGCUGCUGCUGCAGCAGCUGCUGCCCCCCCCGCCCCACCCGCAGCAGCUGGACCAGCAGCAGCAGCAAGACCUCGAGCAGCAGCAGCAGCGAACGGCGCUGCCCAAAGUUGUGGGCGUCCGCUUUGACAAAGUAAACAAAACUUGGAGGGCCAGUUGGUAUGACCCCCAAACGAAGCGGCGGGUGGAGCGGAAGUUCUCUGUAAACAAAUUGGGUUUUUACCAGGCCUACAGGCUGGCUACAGAGUGCCGGCAGCAGCAGGAGCAGCAGCUGGGGCUGCGGGACCGCAGCCUGCGGCGGACUCCAGCAGCAAGAAGUUUGGGGCCUUCGGACUUCGCCGUAAAACAAGAAACUCCCAGAACAGUG
Messenger RNA from Eimeria tenella, 1086 nucleotides. RefSeq lists its product as uncharacterized. The record is from RefSeq and is a predicted model, not a curated record. Gene Ontology annotation, biological process: regulation of DNA-templated transcription. The annotation marks the transcript as partial. Lineage: Eukaryota; Apicomplexa; Conoidasida; Eucoccidiorida; Eimeriidae. Gene Ontology annotation, molecular function: DNA-binding transcription factor activity. The transcript has 3 exons.